UUGAGUCUGAAAAAUUGACGAAAAUACUCGAAUUACGGUAUCAAUUGCAGAUCGUGAAUUAUCAGCGAGCGAUAACAAAGCAAAAAUAAACAUCGAAACAUUGCAAAAUAUUAAUUAAUCAUCGACAGAGGAAAUUUCCGAUACUAAAAAAUUCUGAAGGAGGAAAAAAUCGUCGUCAAUUGUGCGCACGACUAUCAAAACGACGAGGAAAAUAUCGUAUGAUAUUUUUGAGUGUGCGGCAUUUCUACAUUACAGAGACAAAGCAGUAUUAUUCAGGCAGUUCACAAAACAACAAAAGUUGAAUCAUUCACCAAAUUAACGUGUAAUAAUUUUUUUCGUGUGUUUUAUAAAUAAAAUCAAAUAACGCACGGUAAUUAUGGAGGAAGUUCAAGGUUGCGAGAAAAACGGAACUAAAUCUGAUCGGGAGAUUCGUGUAUGGUGCGAUGGAUGUUAUGAUAUGGUGCACUUUGGUCAUGCAAACAGUUUGCGACAAGCGAAGGCAUUGGGACACUACUUGAUAGUUGGCGUUCAUGAUGAUGAGGAAAUUACGAAGAACAAAGGCCCGCCAGUUUUUACGGAGGAAGAGCGUUACAAGAUGGUUGCGGGCAUCAAAUGGGUCGAUGAAGUUGUGAAAGGCGUCCCGUAUGUCACGACAUUGGAAACUCUUGACAAAUAUAAUUGCGAUUUUUGUGUGCAUGGAGAUGAUAUUACUUGUGCUGCUGAUGGAACGGAUUGUUAUGCCUAUGUCAAAGAAGCGAAUCGCUAUAAAGAAGUAUUUCGCACACAAGGCGUCAGUACAACGGAUUUAGUAGGUCGAAUGUUGCUUAUGACAAAAAAUCACUUCAAACAAGGCGAACACGAAUACAACGUAGAAAAAGACGGUUCUUCAAGCAUGGGUCAAGAUCACGAAGCUCGUUCCCCAUGGACUGGAUGUUCGCAAUUUCUCCCAACAACACAAAAAAUCAUCCAAUUCAGCGAUGGCAUUCCGCCAAAACCCACAGAUCGAAUUGUUUACGUUGCCGGCGCUUUUGAUCUCUUUCACGUCGGGCAUUUAGACUUUUUGGAACAAGCAAAGAAGCUCGGCGACUACUUGAUUGUCGGUUUGCACACAGAUCCCGUCGUCAACAGAUACAAAGGCGGCAAUUAUCCCAUCAUGAAUCUGCAUGAACGAACGUUGAGCGUUCUCGCGUGCAAAUAUGUGAACGAAGUCGUGAUCGGGGCUCCGUAUUUCGUGACGGAAGACUUGAUGAAUCACUUUAAAGUUGAUGUUGUGUGUCACGGGCAGACAGUAAUUGCUCCCGAUGAGGGAGGAUUGGAUCCCUAUUCGGUGCCGAAAGCGAUGGGAAAGUUUAUGUUGGUCGAUAGCGGGAAUACGAUGACGACGGAGCAAAUUGUGCAACGCAUCAUCCAACAUCGAUUGGAAUACGAGUCGCGUAAUAAGAAAAAGGAGAAGAAGGAAAUGGAUCUGAUCAAUGCGAUGCAAAAGGGAAAAAUUGCGGCAAAAUCUGGCUAAUAUUAGUGCGCACUUUCGUCGGAAUAAACGUCUGUUCGUCGUGUAUCGCGUAAUCACAUCCGGAUUCAUCUAGUCUUAUCGCUUCUUUGUACUUUUUUUUACAUUCCGCACCACACAUUUGACGAAUUAUUUUGAAUCAUACGUAAGACGAAUCUCAUGAUAAGAAUUUUUUUCCUUAAGUCGUUACAGAUUUUCUUAAAAUUUUUUGUCCUAUUUUUUUAAUUUUUAAAAAAAUU
This is a messenger RNA of Culicoides brevitarsis, 1749 nucleotides long. It is a transcript of the gene Pect, whose product is annotated as ethanolamine-phosphate cytidylyltransferase. The coding region runs from base 377 to 1513 and encodes 378 amino acids. Gene Ontology annotation, biological process: phosphatidylethanolamine biosynthetic process. Gene Ontology annotation, molecular function: ethanolamine-phosphate cytidylyltransferase activity. Gene Ontology annotation, cellular component: cytoplasm. The record is from RefSeq and is a predicted model, not a curated record. The transcript is spliced from 3 exons. Lineage: Eukaryota; Metazoa; Arthropoda; Insecta; Diptera; Ceratopogonidae.